GAGGAUGAGUGAGGACAGGGAGAGAGAGAUAGUGGGAGAGCGAGCAAGGACAGGGAGAGAACAUGAUGGAGUGAGAGAGCAGAGAGAGAUAGUGGAUAAGUGAGUGAGUGAGGAGAGAGAGAGAGGGCUGAGCGCCAGGAACAGGAGGAGGAGGGGCAGCGCAGUGUCAGUUUGUUCUGGUGCUCGGGAGCGCAGCAGAAGUGUUGUGCAUCACAGUGUGGUGACAGUGACAGCAACGGCAGCUCAAACUGCUGCUCCAGAGCUGCAGGAGUAAACAACAACAACAACAGUUGCAUCCACAGGGAGACGUUCUACCUGUGUGCAGCCUGCAUAGGCAUGGCCAACCAACAGGACUCAGGCUUCUUUGAGAUCAGCAUCAAGUCUCUGCUCAAGUCCUGGAGUGGAUCGUCUCCAGUGGGAACCGGAUACAGUAAGCCACCCAUCCCUCCAGUGCUGAGUCCCCAAGGAGACAAGGGUCCUCCAGCCAUGAUGCCCAUUAGCAUUGACCCGGAGAGCCGGCCUGGGGAGUAUGUCCUCAAGAGCCUGUUCGUAAACUUUACCACGCUGUCAGAGCGCAAGAUACGCAUCAUCAUGGCCGAGCCGCUGGAGAAACCAUUGAUCAAGUCUUUGCAGAGGGGUGAGGAUCCUCAGUUUGACCAGGUGAUAACUGCUAUGAGUUCUCUGGCGGAGUACUGCCUCCCGUCCAUUCUGAGGACACUGUUUGACUGGUACAGAAGACAGAACGGUCUAGAGGACCCAGAGUCACACGAAUACAGACCCAGAGCCAACACCAAGUCAAAAAAUGAUGAACAGCACAGAGAUUUUCUACUUGAACGGAGGGACCUGGCAAUCGACUUCAUCUUCUCCCUCGUACUUAUAGAAGUUUUAAAACAGAUGCCGCUCCACCCUGUCCUGGACUGUUUGGUCAGUGAAGUCAUUAACUUGGCCUUUAAGCACUUUAGAUACAAAGAAGGGUAUCAUGGUCCUAACACUGGUAACAUGCACAUUGUAGCAGACCUCUAUGCAGAAGUCAUAGGAGUUUUAGCCCAGGCCAAAUUUCCUGCUGUGAAGAAAAAAUUUCUGUUUGAGCUGAAGGAGCUGAGACAGAAGGAGCAGAGUCCCUACGUGGUCCAGAGCACCAUCAGCCUCAUCAUGGGUGUCAAGUUCUUCCGCAUCAAGAUGUAUCCAGUGGAGGACUUUGAAGCCUCCUUCCAUUUCAUGCAGGACUGUGCCCAGUACUUUAUGGAAGUGAAGGACAAGGACAUUAAGCAUGCCCUGGCCGGCCUGUUUGUGGAGAUCCUAGUUCCUGUAGCGGCAGCUGUUAAGAACGAGGUGAACGUGCCGUGUCUAAGGAACUUUGUGGAGAGCCUGUAUGACACAACACUGGACCUCUCCUCCAGGAAAAAACACUCUCUGGCUCUCUACCCGUUGGUGACCUGUCUGCUGUGUGUCAGCCAGAAGCAUUUCUUCCUCAACAAAUGGACUGUCUUCCUUAACAACUGCCUCUCCAACAUCAAGAGUAAGGACCCCAAGAUGGCGCGUGUUGCCCUGGAGUCUCUUUACCGUCUUCUGUGGGUCUACAUGAUCAGGAUCAAGUGUGAGAGCAACACUGCUACACAAGGGCGUCUCAACACCAUCAUUACAACACUCUUCCCCAAGGGCUCUCGCAGUGUGGUGCCCAGAGAUAUGCCCCUCAACAUCUUCGUCAAAAUGAUCCAGUUUAUUGCACAGGAACGACUGGACUUUGCCAUGAAAGAGAUCAUCUUUGACCUUAUGUGUGUUGGGAAACCAGCCAAAGCCUUUAGUCUUAACCCAGAGAGAAUGAAUAUAGGUCUGAGAGCAUUCCUGGUGAUAGCUGACAAGCUCCAGCAGAAGGAUGGGGAGCCACCCAUGCCCAACACGGGAGCCACGCUGCCUUCGGGCAACACACUCAGGGUAAAGAAGACUUACCUGAGCAAAACACUGACUGAUGAUGAAGCCAAGGUCAUAGGUAUGUCCCUGUACUACUCCCAGGUGAGGAAGGCCAUAGACAAUAGCCUGAGACACCUGGACAAGGAGGUGGGCCGAUGCUUGAUGAUGACCAACGUCCAGAUGCUCAACAAAGAGCCUGAAGACAUGAUCACAGGAGAGAGGAAGCCGAAGAUCGACAUGUUCAGGACGUGUGUGGCGGCCAUCCCUCGCAUCCUGCCAGACGGCAUGUCCAAGCCCGAACUCAUAGACCUGCUAUCUCGGUUGACGAUUCACAUGGACGACGAGCUACGCCUCAUAGCCCAGAACUCCCUCCAGAGUUUACUGGUAGACCUCCCUGAGUGGCGUGAUGACGUCCUGUUUGGCUUUACCAAUUUCCUGUUGCGGGAGGUUCAGGACAGCCACCAGGCCCUACUGGACAACUCUCUCCGGCUGCUGCUCCAGCUGUUGACCCAGUGGAGACUGGCUCUGUCAGCCCCAGAGAAGGGCUGCGACACAGCAGAGUUGGGCUCCAGCCAACGCGUGUCGGUGGAACACGGACCCCACUCCACAGUGCUGCACGCCAUGGAGGGCCUGGCCUUGCUCCUGCUCUGCUCCUGUCAGCUCACAACACGCAAACUGGCCAUGGCAAUCCUCCGGGAGAUACGAUGCCUGUUCCUUGCCAUUGGACAGGCUGAGGAUGAUGACAAACCCAUGAUAGAGGUCAUGGACCAACUGAGCCUGGCGGUUCUGGAAAGUUUUGUCCACGUAGCAGCGUCAGAUAUGGCCACUCUUCCGUUGGGCCACCAAGUGGACCUGCAAUGGCUGCUUGAGUGGAACUCCAUGCUGGUCAACAGCCACUAUGAUAUCCGGAGCCCGUCCCACGUGUGGAUCUUUGCCCAGUCGGUCAAGGACCCCUGGGUGCUCUGUCUCUACAGCCUGCUGCGCCAGGACCACCUGCCCAAACACUGCCCCACCGCCCUUAGCUACACCUGGUCCUACGUCUUCACACGCAUGCAGCUGCUCAUGCCCCUGGUGGACCCCACUAACCCAGUAUACACUAAGAAGACCAGCAGCACAUCGGGUGGUGGAGACAGCUACGUGACCCUGUGGAGGAACUACCUGAUCCUGUGUUUUGGAGUGGCCAAGCCUAGCAUCAUGAGCCCCGGCCAACUGAGAGCCUACACCCCUGAGAUCACAGCCACUACACCUGACGGCAGCAUCAACUACGACAACAAGGUGAUUUGGACCCCCUCAGUAGCUUGGCUCCUGAAGCAGCUGGUCCCUCUAAUGAGAACAGAGAGCAUCGAGCUGACAGAGUCCUUGGUGCUAGGCUUUGGACGCACCAACUCCCUGGUCUUCAGGGAGCUGGUAGAGGAGCUGCAUCCUUUAAUGAAGGAAGCUUUGGAGAGAAGACCAGAGAACAAGAAGCGCCGUGAGCGGAGAGACCUCCUGAGGCUGCAGCUUCUGAGGAUAUUUGAGCUGCUGGCUGACUCUGGUGUCAUCAGUGAUAGCACCAACGGGGCUCUGGAGCGGGAUACGUUGGCCCUGGGAGCUCUGUUCCUAGAGUACGUGGACCUGACACGUAUGCUUCUGGAGGCGGAGAAUGACAAAGAGCUAGAGAUCCUCAAGGACAUCCGAGCUCACUUCAGUGCCAUGGUGGCCAACCUCAUCCAGUGUGUUCCCGUCCACCACCGACGCUUCCUCUUCCCGCAGCAGAGCCUAAGGCACCACCUCUUCAUCCUGUUCAGCCAAUGGGCUGGUCCCUUCAGCGUCAUGUUCACGCCUCUCGAUCGUUACAGUGACAGGAACCACCAGAUCACCAGAUACCAGUACUGCGCCCUCAAGGCCAUGUCUGCGGUGUUGUGCUGUGGACCUGUGUUCGACAACGUUGGACUGUCCCCAGACGGAUACCUCUAUAAGUGGCUGGAUAACAUUCUAGCCUGCCAGGACCUACAGGUUCGCCAGCUGGGCUGUGAGGUAGUUAUUCUGCUGCUGGAGUUGAAUGCUGACCAGGUCAACCUGUUUAACUGGGCGGUCGACCGCUGCUUCACCGGCUCCUACCAACUGGCCUCUGGCUGUUUCAAGGCCAUCACCACCAUCUGUGGCAGCAGAAACUAUCCCUGUGACAUUGUGACUUUGUUGAAUUUGGUGCUCUUCAAGGCAUCAGACACCAGCAGGGAAAUGUAUGAAAUCUCAAUGCAGCUAAUGCAGAUUCUGGAGGCAAAGCUGCUUGUGUAUUCCAAGACGAUAGCAGACCAGAAGCCCAGUAGUAUCCUGGAUAGGACCCACAGACCUCUGCCUCCCCUCUACAACAUCUCUCUAGCCCAGCUCUCACAGCAACUGGCUAGGAUGUACCCCGAACUCACUCUGCCUCUCUUCUCAGAGGUUAGCCAGCGUUUCCCUACCACUCACCCCAACGGCCGUCAGAUCAUGCUGACCUAUUUGCUGCCCUGGCUCUCUAACAUCGAGCUGAUGGACAGCUGCCUGCUGCCACUGGUCUCCAGCCCCUGCAGCCCUGAGGAGGAGACCCCGGACCAGACCGGCACCACCGCGGGACAAGUCCCCCAACACACCCUAAGGGGAAUGGGCUGGGGCUCGCUGUUGGCCACCUCGCUGGUCCUUAACAACCUCAUGUUCAUGACCGCCAAGUAUGGUGAUGAUGUUCCAGGACCAGAGAUGGAGAAUGUCUGGAACGCUCUGGCCAGCAACGACAGGUGGACCAACAAUCUGAGGACUACCCUGCAGUUCCUCAUCAGUCUGUGUGGAGUGAGCAGCGACACUUCUCUGCUGCCUUAUAUCAAGAAGGUGGUGAUCUACCUGUGUCGUAACAACACCACUCAGACCAUGGAGGAGCUGUUGUUCGAGCUGCAGCAGACAGACCCGGUCAACCCUGUGGUACAGCACUGUGACAACCCACCUUUCUACUGCUUCGCUGCCACCAGCAAGACCUCCACCGCCACCUCAGGUACAACAUCCAGUAGCAACACUGUAGUUGCUGGCCAAGAGAGUUUCCCUGACGCAGAUGACAUUAAAGCAGCCAAAGAGAACGAAGAGAGGUUGAGUAACAUCAUGAGGCACCACAACUGCCUGGAAUCCCGAUACAGCAACAGUUCUGGAGGCUCCUACGAGGAGGAGAAGAGUGAGCCCCUUCCGCCGUACACUGGUUGGCUGAUGAGCGUUGUGGAGACCAAUCAGCCACUCCCUUUGCCUAUGCCUGUCAACGGAGGCUGCUGGGCUCCCCUUGUGGACUACCUCCCUGAAACCGUCACUCCUAAGGGACCUCUACACAGGUUUAACAUCGCGGUGAUCUUCAUGACCGAGAUGGUGGUUGACCACGGUGUGAGAGAAGACUGGGCCUUGCACCUGCCACUGCUGCUCCAUGCCCUCUUUCUGGGCAUGGAUCACUACCGUCCCGAGGUGUUUGAGCACAGCAAGCGUCUCCUCCUGCACCUACUCAUCACGCUGUCCUGCAACCGCAACUUCCAGAAUAUCGCCUCCGUCCUACUGCAGACACGAGAGGUCAAUAGCAGCAAGACCUUGACCAGCAAGUCAAGCUACCAGCCUGAAUACUUCACUACUACAGGUGGCAUGGACUUCCUGCAAGAGGACCAGGCAUCCCCAGUACCAGACUCUGGCCUCAGCUCCUCGUCCACCUCUUCCAGCCUCAGCCUGGGAGGCAGCACCUCCAACCUGCCCCAUAUCUCCUCCCAGGAGACGGAGGAGCUGAAAAGCCCCUCAGAGACAGACGAGAAGACCAACAAGCUGAUUGAGUUCCUCACCACCAGGGCCUGUGGCCCCAUGUGGUGUCACGAAGCUAUCUCACCCAAGAACCAGACCUCAAAAAGCACUGAGCAGCUUGUCAACUUUCUGCGUUAUGUGGUGUCUGUGUUCAAAGAGUCCAAAUCAGACUUCCACCUGGAGCAGCAGUUGAGUGACAUAGCUCUGCAGAUGGGUCUGUGUAGCUUGUCACGCCACUACGCCGGGAGGUCCUUCCAGGUGGUUCGGGGACUGCGGCAGCCGCUCUCGGCCCACGCCGUGUUCGACCUGCUCUCGCGACUGGUGGAGGUGGUGGGGGAGCACGGGGAGGAAGUACAGGGUUAUGUUAUGGAAGUGUUGCUCACCUUAGAGUCUGUGGUGGACAACCUGGCUGAAUGUCUCAAGAACAAUGACCUAAUGGCUAUCCUGAACAGGGCAUCCUCCCCAGACUUCCUUACCAGCGGGAAGUUGGUGUCCAACAGGAAGAGCACGGGGCAGCUGAACCUGUUCCAGCAGGGUCUGGGGACAGCCGAGCGCAGCCGUCACCAGAGGAGCUACUCCGUCCCCAAGAGGUUUGGUGAGGCUGACCGCUCAUCCGACCCUCCUCGCAGCGCUACACUGGACCGCGUCCAGGCCUGCACCCAGCAGGGAGGGCUGACCAAGACCCGCAGUCCGUCCUCUUCCAAAGAACCCCCGAGUGACCUAGCCAACGUCAACCACCCGUCCAACCUGCUGGCCACCAUCUUCUGGGUUGCUGUGUCCCUGAUGGAGUCAGACUUUGAGUUUGAGUACCAGAUGUCCCUGCGGCUGCUCCUCAAGCUGUUGGCCCACGUGGCCCUGGACAAGCAGGAGAACAGGGAGCGGCUGGAGAAGCUGCAGGGCCAGCUGAGGUGGAGUGGCUUCGCCGGACUCCAGCAGCUGCUCCUCAAGGGCUUCACGUCCACUUCCACCACCGACCUCACCCUGCACAUCUUCUGCCAGCUCACGCCUGUCUCGCGGGUGCCCGUGGUGGACACCUCACAAGCCAUAGGUUUUCCUCUGAACGUUCUCUGUCUGCUGCCACAUCUGGUCCAGAACUUCGACGGCCCAUCCCAGUUCUGUAAAGACGUGGCGCAGAGAAUAGCUCAGGUAUGCUUAGAGGAGAAGAAUUCAAAACUGUCCAACUUGGCCCAUGUGAUGACCCUGUACAAAACACACUCGUACACCCGGAACUGCUUCUCCUGGGUCAACGUCGUCUGUCGCUAUCUCCACGAGGCCUUCUCCGAGAUCACCCUCAACAUGGUCACUUACAUGGCCGAGUUGUUGGAGAAGGGUCUACCCAGCAUGCAGCAGACCUUGCUCCAGAUCAUCUACAGCCUGCUGAGUCACAUGGACCUGUCAGUCAUUCAGGCCAAGCCAUUCAAUAUGGAGGUCCUCAAGACCAUCGAGAAGUUUGUCCAGACGGCCCACUGGAGGGAAGCCCUGAACAUCCUAAAGCUAGUGGUGUCCCGGUCAGCUAGCCUGGUGCAGCCAACGUCCCCCCACAGCGAGCUGGCCCACCUGGACCUCCAGGUGUGGGAGCGCUCCUCCAAAGCCCUGCCCGGGAAAACACUGGACUUUACCUUUGACAUCUCUGAGACACCAGUGAUUGGCAGGAGGUAUGAGGAGCUGCAAGGUUCUCCAGGCCGGGAGGGGAAAAGCCGGGCCAUAGCUGUGACCUGCAGCACCUCCUCCACCUCCUCGGGCUCCACCUCCAACAACGUCCUGGUUCCAGUCAGCUGGAAAAUACCCCAGUCCUCUCAGAAGAGGACACGGGAGAAGCUGGUGAAUGUGUUGUGUCUGUGUGGACAGGGAUUGGGGCUCACCAAAAACCCUUCGGUGAUCUUCUCCAGCUGUGGCGACCUGGACCUGAUGGAUCUGCAGCCCAGCCUGGUGUCAUCUGAGGAGGGGACACAGGAGCCGGACAACAACAUGGAUGACACCACGUCCGAACAACAAUUCAGAGUCUUCAGAGACUUUGACUUCCUGGACGUGGAGCUAGAGGAAGGAGAGGGGGAGACAAUGGACAGCUUCAACUGGGGGGUGCGGAGACGCUCCAUGGAUAGCCUGGACAGGAGUGACAUGGUGCCCCUGGAUGACAGUGAGCUGUCCAGCAGCACACCCAGCCUAGGCCAGUUCACCCACCAGGACUCAGAGGAAUCGUCAGAGGAAGAGUCCAUCACCGCCAGCCAGAUCCUCUCUCAAUCCCAGGUGAUUGUGAAUCUCUCCCCCACCGAGGAGGUCAAUCAACUGGGCUCUCUGUACACCUCCGGUGACAACUCAUCCGCUGACCCUCCUCUUCCCCCUCUGCACACCCGAACGUCCAGUUUCGAGGUCUCGCUGGCAGAGAAUUCAAUGUCGAGGGCUGAGGUAUCAGUAGAAGACGAGGACACGAACAUCCAUGAGGAUGACCUGUCCAUCAGUGACCUCCUGCCAGGGUUUGACUGCAGCGGCGACAGCUUCAGCCUGGAAAAUCUGGCUCCGGGAGACGACCGUGGAGAAGUGGACCUGGACUUCAGCGCACUGCCCAGUCUCGGCGAGGAGGAGAGAGACGAGCUGAUGGAGUCUCGUUCUUCCCUUCCUCCGUCACCCUUCUUCUCGGCCAUCCUGGCGGCGUUCCAGCCGGCGGUGUGCGACGACGCCGACGAGGCGUGGCGGAGGCACAUCAACCAGCUGGUGUCCGACUCAGACGGCUCCUGCGCCAUCUACACCUUCCAAGUCUUCUCUUCCUUCUUCCAGAGUAUUCAGAGUAAGUUCUGCUCCCUAACCUGUGACGCUGCGGGUUACCUAGGAGAUGGCCUGCGAGGGAUAGGUUCCAAGUUCCUCAGGUCGUCCCAGAUGCUGACAUCAUGCUCCGAGUGUCCUACGCUGUUCAUAGACGCUGACACCGUCAUCUCCUAUGGGCUCCUGGAGAAGAUUAAAUUUAGUGUACUGGAACUCCAAGAAUAUCUGGACACUUACAACAGCAGGAAAGAAGCAGCCAUAGCUUGGUUAACCAACUGCAAGGCCACCUUCACCAUAGGCAGUGGGGAUGUCAUGAUUACCAACCAGCCGGGAGAAUACGAGGAAAAGCAACUGGAGCUGUGUCAACGACUCUACAAGCUCCACUUUCAGCUGCUGCUGCUCUUUCAGUCCUACUGUAAGCUGAUUGGGCAGGUCCAUUUUAUCAGCUCUGUCCCAGAGCUGAUGAAUAUGUCCAAAGAGCUGAAUGAACUGAAGGGCAGUCUGCGGGCUGCAGCAGCCUCCGUGACCUCCAGUGACCUCCAGGCUGCCCAGGAGAAAUCCUCCUCCUCUGAGCCCACCUUCCUCUCCUCUGAGGCGGCUGUACAAGCCAUCCUGGAAGCUCUGAAGAACCACGAGUUCACCACAGCCAUCCGCUACAUCCGCGAGUGCAGGAGGGUGUGGCCCAGUGACAUUUUCGGCAGCAGCUCUGAGGACGAGACACAGACGUUGCUGAACAUCUACUUCAGAUACCAGACGCUGGGCCAGAUGGGCACCUUUGCACUGGUGGGUUCCAAGCAGGACCUCUCGGAGAUCUGCGUCAAGCUGAUGGAGCUCAACAGGGAGAUCAGGGACAUGAUACGCCGGGCCCAGGGCUACCGAGCCAUUACGACCUUUCUCCCAGACUCCGGUGUGUCUGGCUCCAGUCUCUGACACUCAGGAGGAAUGCUGUGCCUGACUCCAGGCCCCAGUCCCAGCCCAAACUGAGCCCCCAGCCUUAGCACCAGUUCACUGCCCUGCUCUAGCCCCAACACCAGCCAUAUACAUUAACCUCAGCCUUUGCCCCAGCUCACUACACUGCCUCAGCCCCGAAAUUCGGCCUAGCCCUAGCCGCAGGUCACUGACCUGCCUCAGCCCUAUACCCCCAUCAUGAUCUCAGCUACAGCCUCUAUCCUCAGCCCCUGUCCUGUGCGCUGCUCCAGCCCUCCAACCUAAUCCUACCCUGGGUAUGCUGCUAUGGUUACUGUGGUCACAGCAAGCUCUCUCCUUGUGUCCCUUCUCAGAGCAGGGGGCCCUAAGAAUGUACCACUAUUCAGCUCGCCAGAUGUGCAGCAAUACUGUGGGAGUGAAAGUGACGAAGCACAACUUUGCUCUUAGAAACAAACAUGAGCUUUUAUUGCACUAAUAUUUCUGGAUAACAUCACACAGCGGCCACUUGCUACUGAGUUCAAUGGCUUUCACGUCUAACAGAAGACAUACCAAAGUUACAAUUAACUUUUUCUUCUGCUGAGUAUCAAUUAUUUUACAUUUUUAAGGGAAAAUGUGCAAUGCUUCACAGAAGUGAAAGACUUCUGUGAAGACUACUGUAUCAUGAAAAAAUGUGUAUUUUAUUUUAGUGCUUUUCGCUACUUGAAUAUUAUGGAUUGCAGGCAAAAUUAUGCUGAAUAUUUUGAAAUAGAGAGCCUGAGUGUUUAUGUGAAACUGACUGUAACCAGACUACAAUCCAUUAACACUGCAAAGCACAGACAUACAGUAUAUGCAUAUAUCUAUCGGAUUGUAUUCAGACCUCUUUUUCCACAUUUUGUUGUUACAGCCUUCUAAAAUGUAUUGCAUUGAUUUUUUUUCCUCUCAUCAAUCUACACACAAUACCCCAUAAUGUCAAAGCAAAAACAGGCUUUUAGAAAUGUUUGCUAAUUACUUAUUUUUUUAAAACCCUGAAAUUUCACAUUUACAUAAGUAUUCAGGCCCUUUACUCAGUACUUUGUUGAAGCACCUUCGGCAGCAAUUAAAACCUUGGGUCUUCUUGGGUAUGAUGCUACAAGCUUGGCACACCUGUAUUUUGGGAGUUUCUCCCAUUCUUCUCUGCAGAUCCUCUCAAGCUCUGUCAGGAUGGAUGGGGAGUGUUGCUGCACAGCUAUUUUCAGGUCUCUCCAGAGAUGUUUGAUCGGGUUCAAGGCCAGGCUCUGGCUGGGCCACUAUAGGACAUUUAGAGACGUGUCCCGAAGCCACUCUUGCUUUGUCUUGGCUGUGUGCUUAAGGUCGUUGUCCUGUUGGAAGGUGAACCUACUCCCCAGUCUGAGGUCCUAAGCGCUCCUGAGCAGGUUGUCAUCAAGGGUCUCUCUGUCUUUGCUCCGUUCAUCUUUCCCUCGAUCCUGACUAAUCUCCCAGUCCCUGCGGAUGAAAAACAUCCCCACCACAUGAUGCUGCCACCACCAUGCUUCAUCGUAGAGAAGGUGCCAGACAUGUUGCUUGGCAUUCAGGCCAAAGAUUUCAAAAAGACGUCUUUAGGUGCAAACUCCAAGCUGGCUGUCCUGUGCCUUUUACUGAGGAGUGGCUUCCGUCUGGCCACUCUACCAUAAAGGCCUGAUUGGUGGAGUGCUGCAGAGAUGGUUGUCCUUCUGGAAGGUUCUCCCAUCUCCGCAGAGGAACUCUCGAGCUCUGUCAGAGUGACCAUCAGUUUCUUGGUCACCUCCCUGAUUAUUCAGUUUGGCCGGGUGGCCAGCUCUAAGAGGAGUCUUGGUGGUUCCCAACUUCUUCCAUUUAAGAAUGAUGGAGGCCACUGUGUUCUUGGGGACCUUCAAUGCAGAAGCCAUUUUUUUGGUAACCUUCCCCAGACCUGUGCCUCAAAACAAUCUUGUCUCAGAGCUCUAUGGACAAUUCCUUUGACCUCAUGGCUUGGUUUUUGCUCUGACAUGCACUGUCAACUGUGGGACCUUAUAUAGGCUGGUGUGUGACUUUCCAAAUCAUGUCCAAUCAAUUGAAUUUACCACAGGUGGACUCCAAGUUGUAGAAACAUCUCAAGGAUGAUUUAUUUUUUUAUUUAACCUUUAUUUAACCAGGUAAGCUAGUUGAGAACAAGUUCUCAUUUGCAACUGCGACCUGGCCAAGAUAAAGCAUAGCAGUUCGACACAUACAACAACAGAGUUACACAUGGAAUGAAUAAAACAUAGUCAAUAAUACAGUAGAAAAAAAAUAAAAAAAUGUCUAUAUAUAGUGAGUGCAAAUUAGGUCAAAUAAGGGAGUUAAGGCAAUAAAUAGGCCAUGGUGACGAAGUAAUUACAAUAUGGCAAUAUAACACUGGAAUGGUAGAUGUGCAAAAGAUGGAUGUGCAAGUAGAGAUACUGUGGUGCAAAAGGAGCUAAAUAAAUAAAUACAGUAUGGGGAUGAGGUAGAUGGAUGGGCUGUAUACAGAUGGGCUAUGAACAGGUGCAGUGAUCUAUGAGCUGCUCUGACAGCUGGUUCUUAAAGCUAGUGAGGGAGAUGGGAAUCUCCAGCUUCAGUGAUUUUUGCAGUUCAUUCAGGUCAGUGGCAGCAGAGAACUGGAAGGAAAGGCGACCAAAGGAGGAAUUGGCUUUGGGGGUGACCAGUGAGAUAUACCUGCUGGAGCGCAUGCUACGAGUGGGUGCUGCUAUGGUGACCAGCGAGCUGAGAUAGGGCGGGGCUUUACCUAGCAGAGACUUGUAGAUAACCUGUAGCCAGUGUGUUUGGCGACGAGUAUGAAGCGAGGGCCAGCCAACGAGAGCGUACAGGUCACAGUGAUGGGUAGUAUAUGGGGCUUUGGUGACAAAACGGAUGGCACUGUGAUAGACUACAUCCAGUUUGCUGAGUAGAGUGUUGGAGGCUAUUUUAUAGAUGACAUCGCCCUAGUCAAGAAUCGGUAGGAUGAUCAGUUUUACGAGGGUAUGUUUGGCAGCAUGAGUGAAGAAAGCUUUGUUGCGAAAUAGGAAGCCAAUUCUAGAUGUAAUUUUUGAUUGGAGAUGCUUAAUGUAAGACUGUAAGGAGAGUUUACAGUCUAGCUAGACACCUAGGUAUUUGUAGUUAUCCAGAGCCGUCCAGAGUAGUGAGGCUGGACGGGCGGGCAGGUGCGGGCAAUGAUCGGUUGAAUAGCAUGCAUUUAGUUUUAUUUGCGUUUUAAGAGCAGUUGGAGGCCACGGAAGGAGAGUUGUAUGGUAUUGAAGCUCAUUUGGAGGUUAGUUAACACAGUGUCCAAUGAAGGGCCAGAAGUAUACAGAAUGGUGUCGUCUGCGUAGAGGUGGAUCAGAGAAUCACCAGCAGCAAGAGCGACAUCAUUGAAGUCUACAGAGGAGAGAGUCGGCCCGAGAAUUGAACCCUGUGGCACCCCCAUAAGAGACUGCCAGAGGUCUGGACAACAGGCCCUCCGAUUUGACACACUGAGCUUUAUCAGAAAAGUAGUUGGUGAACCAGGCGAGGCAAUCAUUUGAGAAACCAAGGCUGAGUCUGCCAAUAAGAAUGUGGUGAUUGACAGAGUCGAAAGCCUUGGCCAGGUCGAUGAAUACAGCUGUACAGUAAUGUCUCUUAUCGAUGGCAGUUAUGAUAUCGUUAAGGACCUUGAGUGUGGCUGAGGUGCACCCAUGACCAGCUCGGAAACCAGAUUGCAUAGCGGAGAAGGUACGAUGUGAUUCAAAAUGGUCAGUAAUCUGUUUGUUAACUUAGCUUUCGAAGACCUUAGAGAUGCAGGGUAGGAUAUAUAUGUAUGUAUGUGUGUGUGUGUGUGUGUGUGUGUGUGUGUGUGUGUGUGUGUGUGUGUGUGUGUGUAUAUGUCUGUAGCAGUUUGGGUCUAGAGUGUCUCCCCCUUUGAAGAGGUGGAUGACCGCGGCAGCUUUCCAAUCUUUGGGAAUCUCAGACGAUACGAAAGAGAGGUUGAACAGGCUAGUAAUAGGGGUUGCAACAAUUUCGGCAGAUAAUUUUAGAAAGAGAGGGUCCAGAUUGUCUAGCCCAGCUGAUUUGUAGGGGUCCAGAUUUUGUAGCUCAUGAUCAAUGAAAACAGGAUGCACCUGAGCUCAAUUUUGAGCCUAAUAGCAAAGGGUCUGAAUACCUAUAAGGUUUUUAAUACAUUUUAUUUUUAAUACAUUUGCAAACAUUUCUAAAAACCUGUUUUCACUUUGUCAUUAUGGGGUAUUGUCUGUAGAUUGCUGAGGAUUUUUUUUCAUACAUUUAGUAUAAUGCUGUAACGUAACACAGAUGUGGAAAAAGUCAAGGUGUCUGAAUAAUUUCCGCAAGGCAGUGUAGAUACAUGCUCAACUACUCUGAUAUGCUGCAGAUCUACUGUCUCGAGGACCUAGAUACCGCAUUGGGCUAGCUAUUACUUAAAAUAUUUACAAAUGUUACCUUUCUAUGCUAUAGCUAUUUUGCUUAAAUGAGAAUUAUAUUUACAUGAAAUGAAUAUGCUUUGAACUGACUAGUUUUUAUAGAAAGAGAAUAAGAACAUUUAUUUUGUCUGUUAAAACUGCCAAGCAUGCACAUUUUAUGUACUAUAAAGUGUAAUAGAAAUAUUUAUGGAUAUGAGAAACUAUUUUAACUCCGUUGCAUUUGUACUGUACAUAGUGCAAGUGGAGCUUUGCUCGUGCUUGUAAGAUUGUAUUUUCAUGUUUUAAAUUUAAUGUUGGACUAUGCAUGUAACUGAAUAUUUGUAAAGCUCCUGUAGGGACUGUUUCACCUGUAAAUACUACUGCUUUUGUGAUGUAUACUGUACUUGUGUUCUGUACACUUCUGUAACAAUAAAAAAUAUACUUUAUUUUA
This is a messenger RNA of Oncorhynchus masou masou (cherry salmon), 14205 nucleotides long. Its product is annotated as protein furry homolog. The coding region runs from base 337 to 9378 and encodes 3013 amino acids. The transcript is spliced from 63 exons. Gene Ontology annotation, biological process: cell morphogenesis; neuron projection development. NCBI's taxonomy places the organism in Eukaryota, Metazoa, Chordata, Actinopteri, Salmoniformes, Salmonidae. The record is from RefSeq and is a predicted model, not a curated record. Gene Ontology annotation, cellular component: site of polarized growth; cell cortex.